AGCUUCCUGUGAGCUUUGGUAGCCAAUGGGAAUACGAGGCAUAGGUGGGCGAGAUGGUUGGUGUACAAAGGGGUGUGUUGCUCCCAUUUAUAAAGCUGUUUUUGCUUCCUGAUCACACAGACUCAUCCUACCUGCAGAACACGUUCACACUGCGCACCUCUGCACCAGUGCUUGACAAAAAAGCAGAAUGGGUGACAGCAACCCAGUCAGUCAGGAAGUGGAGAACUUUGACAAAUGUAAGCUAAAGAAGACUGCCACUUCAGAGAAGAACAAACUUCCAACUGCAGAAGAGAUUAAAGCGGAAAAGAAAGAGAUGGAAGAGGAAUGUAAAUGAAUUGCUCCUUCAUCAGUCCUGGCUUCUGCUCCUCCACCACAUAUCUUCUGCCUCUGUUGCCAUGUGCCACUAUGAGCUGAUCAUAUUACUGACUUAUACUGUCUGUAAACCCAAUGUGUUUUAUUGCUUUUUUUAAAAAAAUAGAAUUUAGAAAUGAAAAGACAAAGGAAAGUGUUUUGCAGAACCCAAGAAAAAAUAUAACCAGAAAAUGUGCAUUCAUUGAAUUAGAUAUGAUGUCUGUGAGUAGUGCCAUUUGGAAAUAUUGUGGAAAAAUAGCAUCAAACAUGAUAUUUUUGUAACGUUUUAAAAUGAGGCAGAAUGUUCCAUCAGUAGCCUCCUCAAUUCACUUUCCACAUUAAAUUCACAAUGUCUUGACAAAUCAUGUUUCUUUAUAUUGACAUGGAAUUUGACUUUGAUUUUUAAAAGGUGCAAAAAAGAUAUGCAAGUAAAUAAAUGAUUUGUGAAAUGAAA
Molecule: messenger RNA, 805 nt
Organism: Dunckerocampus dactyliophorus (ringed pipefish)
Lineage: Eukaryota; Metazoa; Chordata; Actinopteri; Syngnathiformes; Syngnathidae
Gene: tmsb1
Product: thymosin beta 1
Exons: 3
Coding region: 188-334 (48 amino acids)
Biological process (GO): regulation of cell migration; actin filament organization
Cellular component (GO): cytoplasm
Molecular function (GO): actin monomer binding
Source: RefSeq, a predicted model, not a curated record